AUUUUAAGUAUGGGGACUCUAGAAGAUAAGACGAUUUGGAAUAAAGCUGAGGAAGAUGGACUUGAAGAUCUUGGUCAGGAGAUCUUGAAGUCUAGUACCGAUGAUAUCAUCAGUCGCACGCGAUUGCUCAAUAACGAAAUUAAGGGAAUGAAAUCUGAACAAAAUCGGCUGACACACGAGCAAAGUAACAUGAAAGAAAAAAUAAAAGAUAACAAGGAGAAAAUAAAGGUCAAUAAACAGUUGCCGUACCUUGUAGGAAAUGUGGUCGAGUUGCUCGACAUGGAUCCGAAUGACGAACCCGAAGAGGAUGGCGCCAACAUAGAUCUUGACGCACACAGAAAAGGAAAAUGUGCCGUGAUCAAGACUUCUACGCGGCAGACAAUUUUCUUACCUUUAAUUGGACUCGUGGAUCCGGCAACAUUGAAGCCUGGAGAUUUAAUCGGGGUUAACAAGGACAGUUAUCUGGUUUUGGAUACAUUACCUGCAGAGUAUGACUCCCGCGUCAAAGCUAUGGAGGUUGAUGAAAAACCAACCGAAGAUUACAAUGAUAUUGGUGGUUUGGAUAAACAAAUCGAGGAAUUAGUGGAAGCCAUUGUGUUGCCUAUGACUCAUGCCGACCGAUUUAAGAAUCUGGGAAUCAAACCACCUAAAGGUGUGUUAAUGUAUGGUCCACCGGGUACUGGUAAGACGUUAUUGGCAAGAGCUUGUGCUGCUCAAACAAAUUCCACAUACCUAAAACUGGCCGGUCCACAGCUCGUUCAGAUGUUUAUUGGAGAUGGUGCUAAACUCGUGCGCGAUGCUUUUAACUUGGCCAAAGAGAAGGCACCUGCUAUCAUUUUUAUAGAUGAAUUGGAUGCCAUAGGAACAAAACGUUUCGACAGUGAAAAAAGUGGUGACCGUGAGGUACAAAGAACUAUGUUGGAGUUGUUGAAUCAACUUGAUGGAUUCAGCAGCGAUGAAAGAAUCAAGGUAAUCGCCGCUACGAAUCGUAUCGACAUUUUGGAUCCGGCUCUUCUGCGUUCGGGACGUCUAGAUCGUAAAAUAGAAUUUCCACUUCCAAAUGAAGAGGCUCGCGCGCGUAUUCUCCAGAUUCAUUCGCGUAAGAUGACUGUUGGAGCCGAUGUAAAUUAUGAAGAAUUAGCUCGUUGUUGUGAUGAGUUUAAUGGAGCUCAGUGUAAGGCUGUUUGUGUGGAGGCUGGUAUGUUGGCUUUGAGGAGAAACGCGACCGCAUUGAACCACGAAGAUUUUAUGGAUGGUAUUCAAGAGGUCAUGGCCAAGAAGAAGACCUCUCUACAAUAUUAUGCAUAA
This is a messenger RNA of Acaulospora morrowiae, 1308 nucleotides long. The record is from the annotation of a GenBank genome assembly. NCBI's taxonomy places the organism in Eukaryota, Fungi, Glomeromycota, Glomeromycetes, Diversisporales, Acaulosporaceae.